AUCAUCGAUGCAUCUUCAAGUCAAGGCAAUAAUCCCGUUCAUUUUGAAGUACGAGUAUCGGUGAACUGUUCUUGCUGUUGGUUUCGUCAGGCAAGAUGCAAAACCCAGAUGAGGACACAGAAUGGAAUGAUGUUCUUCGUGCGAAGGGCAUCUUGCCUCCUAAGAAGGAAGCGGAGGUAACCGAGGAUCAGUUGACUGAGCUCCUGGAGGCGACAAUAAAACAGAAAACCGGAGAGAAGGCUUUGGAGGACAUGACAUUGGAUGAGCUAGAUGAGUUGGAGGAUGAUGAAGACGAACGGGUGCUAUUGGACUACAGACAGAAACGGCUGGCGGAGAUGCGGUUAUUGUCACAGCAAGCCCGGUUUGGAUCUGUAUCGGAAAUCACAGCGCAUGAGUAUGUACAGGAAGUGAACAAGGCUGGAAAAGGUGUCUAUGUUGUCCUGCAUCUGUACAAGCAGGGACUGCCCCUAUGUGCCUUGAUAAACAAACACAUCACAGAGCUAGCAGGCAAAUUUCCAGCAACCAAGUUUAUCCGCAGCAUAUCGACUACGUGCAUUCCGAAUUAUCCCGAUCACAACCUGCCCACGAUCUUUGUUUACUUUGAGGGCGACAUGAAGGGCCAAAUGGCUGGUCCAAUCGUCUUCGGUGGCAUGAACUUGACAAGAGAUGAGCUGGAAUGGAAGCUGAAUGGAUAUGGAGCAGUGAAGACUACACUGGAAGAAAAUCCACUGAAGAAACGGCAAAUCCACGACGUGAUGGAGGCGUCCCUACGGAGAGGUGCUGACUCAGACUCGGACUAGUGGCAUCUUAAUCUUUUUUAACAACUUCUUCUAUUUUAUUUUAUUUUAUAGGGCUUUUGAUUUUAUUAGCUUACUCCGGAGAAACCCACUCUCUCUCUCUCUCUCUCUCUCUCUCAUCCAGCCUGCGUUUGCUUGGAAUGUGUUGUCCGAACGCUCGCCACUUGAAACUGGUUCAGUGACGCAAGGGGCCGAGACCGCACCAUAGUCUGUCAGAUGGUCCCUGCACUCGCCCAUUUGUGUAGGGAAAGCAAAAGAACAAUCUGGGACUUCGAGCUGUCACACAUAGCGCAAUUUUGAGCGUUCUCGUGGUGUUUACCCUCUCGUCCUGACUGCGUGGCUAGGCCACAAAGCACCCUGAUGUGAGCACCCAACUUACUUGCCAUGAGCAUACGUACUGCACAGUGCCUGCCGUCCAUACAGUGAAAUCAGCUAUCCACAUGACUACCUCCCCCCCCCCGGCUGUGGCCUGUUGCAACGUUGGGAUAAUUUGUGUUCUUGAUACGGGUAGAGUAGAGCCGUCCGCUAUGCUGUGCAUUUCUGCUUUAUUCAUGGUGUUUCACAAAUGCAGUACAUGUAAACGUAUGAGCUAGGACUUUCACUAA
Messenger RNA from Sycon ciliatum, 1402 nucleotides. Its product is annotated as phosducin-like protein 3. The transcript has 4 exons. Gene Ontology annotation, cellular component: cytoplasm. Bases 96 to 800 code for a protein of 234 amino acids. NCBI's taxonomy places the organism in Eukaryota, Metazoa, Porifera, Calcarea, Leucosolenida, Sycettidae. The record is from RefSeq and is a predicted model, not a curated record. Gene Ontology annotation, biological process: protein folding.